GGAAAGAAAGAAUAUGUUCGAUUUGACGGGCAAGCAUGUCUGCUAUGUGGCGGAUUGCGGAGGAAUUGCACUGGAGACCAGCAAGGUUCUCAUGACCAAGAACAUAGCGAAACUUGCUAUAUUGCAGAGUGUAGAGAACCCCCAGGCCAUCGCUCAGCUUCAGUCGAUAAAGCCGAGCACCCAGAUAUUUUUCUGGACCUUCGACGUGACCAUGGCCAGGGAGGAGAUGAAGAAGUACUUCGACGAGGUGAUGGUCCAAAUGGACUACAUCGAUGUAUUGAUCAAUGGAGCCACCUUGUGCGAUGAGAAUAACAUCGAUGCUACCAUCAAUACAAAUCUAACUGGAAUGAUGAACACUGUGGCCACGGUUUUGCCCUAUAUGGAUAGAAAAAUGGGUGGAUCUGGUGGACUUAUUGUGAAUGUUACCUCGGUCAUUGGAUUGGACCCUUCGCCAGUGUUCUGCGCCUAUAGUGCCUCGAAAUUCGGAGUAAUCGGGUUUACCAGAAGUCUAGCGGACCCCCUCUACUAUUCCCAAAAUGGAGUCGCUGUAAUGGCAGUUUGUUGUGGUCCCACCAGAGUUUUUGUGGAUCGGGAACUGAAGGCCUUUCUGGAAUAUGGACAAUCCUUUGCCGAUCGCCUGCGUCGAGCUCCCUGCCAAUCGACCUCGGUUUGUGGCCAGAACAUUGUGAGUGCCAUCGAGAGAUCGGAGAACGGUCAGAUAUGGAUUGCCGAUAAGGGAGGACUGGAGUUGAUAAAAUUGCACUGGUACUGGCAUAUGGCCGAUCAGUUUGUGCACUAUAUGCAGAGCAACGAUGAGGAGGACCAAGAUUGAGAAUGUCGAAUCAAAUAAAACAACGAAUUACGCCAAAAGUA
Drosophila takahashii is the source of this 873-nucleotide messenger RNA. It is a transcript of the gene Adhr, whose product is annotated as Adh-related. Gene Ontology annotation, molecular function: oxidoreductase activity. Lineage: Eukaryota; Metazoa; Arthropoda; Insecta; Diptera; Drosophilidae. The record is from RefSeq and is a predicted model, not a curated record. Gene Ontology annotation, cellular component: cytoplasm.